Oikopleura dioica is the source of this 1077-nucleotide messenger RNA. NCBI's taxonomy places the organism in Eukaryota, Metazoa, Chordata, Appendicularia, Copelata, Oikopleuridae. The record is from the annotation of a GenBank genome assembly.
AUGUCGGAUACUAAGUAUGCCCCACUGGGUAAACUCUCCGCUUUGCAAAAGCUUCAGGUGAGACUUGGUAACACCGGCGUCAGAAUUUCCCCUCUUGGUCUUCUCGUUGGAUUCUUCUCUAUGAUUGCACUCUGUUACUACAUCCUGGUGCCCGCACCAGUGCCCCUUCAGUCCACUGCAACUCAAGUUUCCAUGAAAGAGCUGAUCAAGGCUUCAAUCGAAUUCGCCGAACGAGGUGGCAAGAUCCUCGUCGACAUUCGAAACUCCCCCGACAUUGGACAGGCUUCAAAGGGCACUCACGACGAUGUCGCCGCUGGCGAUAUUGGCGCUGACGAUCCAGUCACAAACGGAGACAAAGAAUCACACAAGGCAAUGACCUUCGGUUUUACCAAGUACUUCCCAACCAUUCACGUUGUCUCUGAAGAACACACCGCCAAGCCCGAUUUGGACGCUGUUGCCGCUCCUUCCAACCGAAACCGAGAGGUCGACAGAAUUCUCACUUCUGACGAAUUCCUCGACCCCAACCGAAUCACAGUCUGGAUCGAUCCCCUCGACGCCACUCAAGAAUACACUGAAGAUCUUCGUCAGUACGUCACCACUAUGGUCUGCAUUGUUUACGACGAAAAGCCAAUCGCUGGUAUCAUCCAUAAACCAUUCGAAAAGUCUACUUCUUGGGCUUGGGUUGGCCACGGUGGAAACAUGGUUGACAACUCUGCCAGCGCUCCCAAGAACUCUGUCAUCGUUUCUCGAUCUCACGCUGGUGGUGUCAAGGAUGUCGCCAAGGCCAGUCUCGGUGAAGAUGUCACUGUCGUCCCUGCUGGCGGCGCUGGUUAUAAAGCGGUCAGUCUCUUCGAAGGUGUCGCAGAAGCUUACAUCCACACUACUCUGAUCAAAAAGUGGGAUCUCUGUCCUGGUCACGCCAUUAUCAAGGCCUACGGAGGCAACAUGUCCAAAUUGGAUGGAUCGGAGAUCAACUACAAAUAUGACGCUGAUCCAAAGAACGAAGGUGGAAUGGUCUCCUCGCUGCAUCACUACCCAGAAAUGCAAGCUGCUUUUAAGGACGCUAUGAACGCGUAA